AUACAAUAAAUGUUUGUAAUAGUAUUGGAUAUCAAUAUUAAAAUGGCGCAGGAAUUGAUUUCACUGUGAAGAGAUCAGAACCCCCCUGCUAUUGCCUGUGAGUGGUACAGUCCAAAACUGGCCAGUGAAAUGGGAAGGCAACGGGCAAGUGGAACUCUGGACUUUAUGGAUGCUGGGGGGAGGGGGAUGUGGAGCAUCUCACGCUAAAUGACACCUGCUUAAAAUUGUUAAUGUUUGGGUUGUCGUUGUGUGUUUGCAGCAGGUGCUUGCCUUUAUUUGUUUUAAAGAUGAACAGGGCAACAGGAGGAUCCCCAUAUGUCUACCCUUGUUGGGCUGUGUGUAUCGAACAGCGGAACGAGAACGUUACGACAUUGAGGUGAAAUGAAAUCACUCGUGCAAUGACGUUAAAUGAGGUGAAACUAUGCCAAGAUGAUGAUGGAAUUUUAGGUGGAGGGUCACGGGUGUGACGCAUCAUAACCUGACCAGUGACUUUGAGGAAGCGCUUUAAAAGAGAUGCACACCUACUCAGUGUAACAGCUGAUCUCCAUCAUUUGGUGAACGAACACAAGUCUGUCUUUCGUCUUCAGGUACAGAUUUGGCAAAAUAAAGAGGAUGACCUCUCAACAGCCAAAGGCCUUCGUCAUGUCACACACCUCCAACCAGUGGAGCUCUGGAAUCUGUGACUGCACUGAGGACAUACCAGAGUGUUGUUUUUCAUUUUGGUGCUUCCCCUGUUUUGCGUGUAUGACGGCUCGCAAGCACGGCGAGUGUCUGUGUCUGCCUUUGCUGGACGGGUUCGGAGGAUGCGUUCCUCCGAUAACGCUGGCGAUGCGGGUGUCCGUGCGCACUCGCUAUGGGAUCCAGGACUCUAUCUGCAAAGACUGUGUGUACUCCACCUUCUGUGGGAUCUGCUCCUGGUGUCAGAUAUCCCGGGAAAUCAAUGUCCGUGAGCAAAAUGUCACAUUCAUCAACAGUCGAGCAAAUUGAAGGCCCUCCAUUUUUCUGCACUGUUACAAAUGAAAUGACUCUCAUUCUUCUCUGUGACAUUAGACCUACACCGUUGUAUUUGAUCCAUUUUUUUCAGGCACAAUUUUGGAGAUUUUGGCCUUUCUUCUUUCAGACUAGUGAAAAUAAAACAUGCAAAAUAGACAUUUUAGUGUUUAUUUUAUUUCCUUUUAUCGAUUUGCAUCUGUGAAUUUCAAUUGCGAUACGUAUCUUUAAAGGCUGUUUUAUCAACAAAACAAAAAAAAAGUUUACUUUUACCAAACUUAACAGUAUAAUUUAAUCAUUUAAUAUAAUAUAUAAUAUAUUCAUCAGGGUUAUAUAAGAUUUAGGGAAUUUUUUCCCCAGCUUAUUGACAUUGAUUCAUGAAAAGAGAAAUCCAAAAUCUCUGAUUCGGAAUUGUAUGCAAAUUCAUAUUUAUUUAUAUAUAAUGCCUCAUUUGCAUAUUUAAAGAAACAAAUCUGAAAACGUGUAAUACGGAAGUAUUGUUUCAUUGUACUGUGAUUAAUCAUUUGGUGGAAGUAUAUGGUGAUAUCGAUUAGUUGAUUGUCUUAAUCUAUUGCCUUAAUAAAAACAGUCUGAUGGUCA
Molecule: messenger RNA, 1590 nt
Organism: Pimephales promelas (fathead minnow)
Lineage: Eukaryota; Metazoa; Chordata; Actinopteri; Cypriniformes; Leuciscidae
Source: RefSeq, a predicted model, not a curated record